Messenger RNA from Mangifera indica (mango), 2276 nucleotides. Its product is annotated as serine/threonine-protein kinase Nek2. The record is from RefSeq and is a predicted model, not a curated record. The transcript has 15 exons. Gene Ontology annotation, molecular function: protein kinase activity; ATP binding. Lineage: Eukaryota; Viridiplantae; Streptophyta; Magnoliopsida; Sapindales; Anacardiaceae. Gene Ontology annotation, biological process: protein phosphorylation. Bases 227 to 2062 code for a protein of 611 amino acids.
UAAUGGUUUAAUCCUUGAUUAGACUGAGGAACAGCUACUUAAUGUUACAAUAAUUCACUAUUGUAUUCACUUCAGAGUUGCUUUUGUUAGCGAUGAGAAGCCGGUUUUUAGGCUUUUUUGAUUAAGAAAAAGCCUUGAAAGAAUUUUCUUAGUAAGUUGUUCCAUAUAUUUGAAGCUUCCGUGGUUCAAACUUGCUAGAGCCGGGGAGGAAGAGCUAUAAUUUGUAAUGGACCAGUAUGAAAUUCUGGAGCAAAUAGGAAAAGGAUCUUUUGGUUCGGCUCUUCUUGUGAGGCAUAAACAUGAAAGAAAAAAGUAUGUCCUGAAAAAGAUUCGGCUUGCUCGUCAGACUGAUAGAGCACGAAGAUCUGCUCAUCAGGAGAUGGAGCUUAUUUCAAGAAUACGGAAUCCAUUUAUUGUGGAGUACAAAGAUUCGUGGGUGGAAAAGGGUUGCUAUGUUUGCAUUAUCAUAGGAUAUUGUGAAGGAGGAGACAUGGCAGAAGCUAUUAAAAGGGCCAAUGGUGUUCAUUUUCCUGAAGAGAAAAUUUGUAAGUGGCUUGUUCAACUCCUUAUGGCGCUUGAUUACUUGCAUGCCAAUCAUGUUCUUCAUCGUGAUGUCAAGUGCUCAAAUAUCUUUCUGACAAGAGAUCAAGACAUACGUCUAGGUGAUUUUGGCCUUGCUAAAAUGUUGACUUCUGAUGAUCUUGCGUCAUCUGUAGUGGGAACUCCCAGUUAUAUGUGCCCUGAACUUCUUGCUGAUAUACCUUACGGAUCCAAGUCAGAUAUUUGGUCUCUUGGAUGCUGCAUAUAUGAAAUGAGUGCCCAGAAGCCUGCAUUUAAAGCAUUUGAUAUGCAGGCUCUGAUUAACAAAAUAAAUAAGUCUAUAGUGGCUCCUCUUCCGACUGUUUACUCAGGGGCAUUCCGAGGGCUUGUCAAAAGCAUGCUGCGGAAAAAUCCAGAACUUAGACCCAGUGCUGCAGAGUUGCUCAGUAAUCCGCAUCUUAAACCUGAUGUCCUUAGAGUUCAUCUAAAGUAUAAUAACCCUAGACAGAAUACUUUCCCGUUACAAUUUUCAGAUUCCAGCUUCAUAAAGAAAACUAGAUUCAUGGACUUGGAUGCUGUUUCCAUUCACACUGAAAGGGAGAAAAGGCAGUCAUUCAGCAAUGAUAGAGCCUUGAAUCCAACUGCAUCCGAGACUGAACAAGAAUCCCCGUCUUCUACUGACAGAGCAAGGGAAUUUGGAAGUUAUUUGAAUAAAAUGUUUGAAGAUUUAUCCUUUGGCAUUGUCCAUGAGGAGAUUGGCAUUGACAAGACAACAUCCAUUAAAUUCUCCAAUGCUGGUAAAACCCUGAGACUACCACCAGCACAAAUAACUACUCCCAGAAGACAGACAACACCAUCAAAGAUACCACACAUUGGUUCAAAACGUGAUUCACUGCCUAUUUCACAUACUCCAGUGGGCAAAACUUCCCAAGCAACUCGCAGAGCGUCUCUUCCAUUGACCACAAGAGCUGGGGCCUCAGAAACUCCUUGUAGAGCUAAGGUUUGCAGCAGCAUGAAGUCUCCAGAUGUUUCUGUCAAUGCCCCUAGAAUUGACAAGAUUGCUGAAUUCCCCCUCAGCUCAUCUGAGGACCCCUUCUUUCCCAUCCCUCGAACCUCAUCAACAUCUGCUGUAUGCUCUUCUUCUUCGCCAGACAGUGUAGAUUGCUUGAUCACAAAGGACAAGUGCACAGUACAGGUUAUAGAUAGAACUACCACCAGGACAAAUGUCAUUGAUGCAAGCCAUGGAGUUGUGCGAAAUGGAAGUGAAUGCUUAGAGCAUAAUCUACCAACUGGUGUUUCAACUCGUUCAUCUUUUGAGGCACAGACCCGCCGGUUUGACACCUCCUCAUACCAACAACGUGCUGAGGCAUUGGAAGGAUUGCUGGAAUUCAGUGCAACGCUUUUGCAACAACGGAGAUUUGAAGAGCUAGGUGUGCUGUUGAAGCCAUUUGGGCCUGAGAAGGUUUCACCCAGGGAAACUGCCAUCUGGUUGGCUAAAAGCUUCAAAGAGACUGCAGUCUAGCUCAAAUGCUAAUAGCUAAUGAAUGCCACGCUUUUGUAUAAGAUUGUGUUUUGCUUACUAAUGAUUUCUGGUUUAAGCCGAGUCUUCAAAACUGAAGACUGAUGGGGAUUGGAAUCUCACUAAUCCAAGGAGAGCUUGUGCAAUGUGUUUGGAACUGCAAGAUUACUGAAAAAAAAAAAAAAAAAAGGAAGAUGGAUAUUAUAUUCUAAGAUUA